GGGAAAAAGAAAAGAAGAUAUAAAAUAAAUUAUUUUAUCGAUAAAGAAAGAGAGAAGAAAAAACUCAUUCUUUAUUGUUUUUCUUUUUUCGCCUAAUUUCAAAUACAGAAUCUCUAAACCAGGCUCCGGUGAACCGUUGAAGAAGAAAAGCCAAUGGCCGAAGCACUAAGCCCUAACCCUAGGCCAAGGAUCCCUAUGGCUGUUCGCAUCCAAUCCCCCACAAGUCCCUUCUUCUUAGGCUCUAAUGACGACAAACUCGAGCGUGCGCAGGCUCGAGCCGCACGAGCCGCAGCCAUCCGCCGUAAGCCCGUAACUCCCCUUGCUCAGCCGCCUACUGAUCCCGACCCUUGCCUCGCUAAAGACCAGAUUCUCGAGUUGUUCCAAAAUUGCAUCAAAUUGGCCAGUGAAAAUAAAAUUAAUCAAAAGAAUACUUGGGAGCUGAAUUUAAUAGAUCAUCUUCGCGAUAUUAUCAAGGUUGAAGGAGAAAAUGAUGUGGAGACGAACUUUCAAAAGGCCAGUUGUACUCUGGAAGCUGGUGUUAAGAUUUACUCAUUGAGGGUGGAUUCGGUUCAUUCAGAGGCAUACAAGGUUCUGGGUGGGAUAAACAGAGCAGGUCAUGAAAAUGAGCAAGAUUCUCUGAGAGAGGAUAACAAUGCUGAAACCGCACAGAAAGUCAAUGCAAAGAAAGAGACGGAGAAAAAGAUGUCACCUUUAUCAACUUUGGAAUCUUCUUUUGAGGCUCUUAAUGUAAAGAAAUUUGAUGUGGCCUUUGCAGUGGAUCCUCUAUAUCAUCAAACAUCUGCACAAUUUGAUGAAGGUGGAGCCAAAGGUCUUUUGUUGAACAAUCUUGGUGUUUAUGCUGGAUGUAGGGUUCUCUUUGAUUCAUUUGAAGUGCCAGGAAAGGAAAUUCCUUGCUCGCAUCAAUACGAUGUAUCUGAAACAAUUGAUCUAUCUUUUGCUGAAGAAUACAUUAAGCGUAUGAUAUCGAACAUGCAAGCAAAAGAUGAGAUUUCACCGACUCUCAAGAACAUAGUCAAUCAAUUUGAUGAAAAUAACAGAAGGCCACUGGAUAACUUUUCCUGCAGUCAAAGAUCAGAAGACCAAGCUGAUACUACAAAUAAUGAAAAUGAGUUUAGUGGUGUUGCAUUUGAGAGUUUUGAAACUGAUGGUUUUGAUCAUGAUGACCAGCCAAGCAUUGUUGAUGAGGAAUUUAAUGGAGUGGAGCCAACUUUUACGAGUUAUCAGGAGGAUACAGAGCAACUUUCUUUCAACAAUCCUGAUGCAGAUGACAAAUUUGAAGAGGUUGAUGAAUAUUUGUUUUUGAGCUUGGGGUUUCCUUUGAAACAAAAUGCUUGGGCCGGUCCUGAUCAUUGGAAAUAUCGAAAAACUAAAGGUUCCGAGGAUGUCCCUAAUGAAGAAAAUACAGUAGCGUCAACAAAGAAAGCCAGAAAUAAAAAACAAACUGAGCCCGAUAUUGAUUUCACAAAAGCCUUGGAUGAUGAAUUGCUAGACAUAUUUUCUCCUCCCAAAAAUCUGAAAUCAUUACUGCUACCUUCUAACAGAGCACCUUGUAAUACAAAGCUUCCUGAAGAUUGCCACUAUCAACCUGAGGAUCUUGUGAAAUUGUUUCUUUUACCCAAUGUGAUGUGCCUUGGCAGGAGGAGGCGAAGGAAGUUGUCAGAUAAUUCUCUCAUUGAUACUUCUCAAAUAGAUGAAUCAAGGGAACAGUCUGAUGAUUAUGGUCCACAGCCAUCCUGGGAUGAACAAAGUGCAUUUGGUGGUUUUGGCAACGAAGUUGAUCAUAGCGAUGUUGAUGACUCCGGCAUGCUUGUUUCUCAGCCUCGACAGGUUAGUAAAAUUGAAGUUCAGUAUGAUAAGACCUCUAAACAAGUCGAUGUUCAAGCUUUGAAAGAAACUCUUUGGGACCAUAUGCAACAAUCUCCUGAAACAUCAUUUCAGAGCCCUGAAGAAACAUCAUUCAAGCAUCUCUUGGCAAGCUUUCCUGCUGAUUGCAAAGCUGCUGCAACAACCGAGGAAAUCACCCCUCAUCUGUGUUUCAUAUGCUUGCUACAUUUGGCCAAUGAGCAUGGACUGCGCAUCCAUGGUCGCCCCGACAUGGAUGAUCUCGGUAUACAAAUUCCUCACUAAGGUAAGCACAUUACUGAGUCGAUUUUAGAUCAUCUCUCAAAACUAUUACUGCUUGUAAAAUAAUACUUGUUUAAAUCCAGUAGCUCAGCAACAACUGAGUUGCUGGGGCUUCUGAAAGUGUUGUAACCCUGAUUUUGUUCAUACUUCUAAGUAGAGUUGCUUAAAAUCUUUGAUGCUCUGUACCUCACGAUCCGAAUAUUCUUUCAAAACAAUGUUGAUUUUGCUACAUAAUGAUUUAUAUCUAGCACUGAUGGGAGGGUUUUGCCUAUUGUUGGAAGGCACUUUAACUACAUGAAAUUUGAUAUAAUUGCUAUAUAAUGGUAAAAGUACUACAGAGGUCCCUCUCUACUCAAUAAAUGAUCAAAUUAGUCCCUGUAUGUUAAAAAACUCAUGAUUGUGAUUAAUGUAUAUUAUGAUUAUGCAUUGGAAAGUAGUGUUCAAGAAAAUUUCCAAUAGAACUAUAAACAAGUUUUGUAGUCCAACUUUUCUUUUCUCCAUAAGAAGAAUCACAAUAAUUUUUAAGAGUCUUACAGGAGUGCUGAAAGAAUUAAAAAUGAUCUUACAAGAGCAACAACUCACCAAGAACACGAACAGGUUUGGGCCUUUUUAAUGGAUGAUGAUGUUUGGCUCCAUAGAAAACAAGGGUAACUAUACUUAAAGACUACCUAUAGGAUUAACUCUGGAAUUCUUGUUUGAAAUUCUUUUACGAGGCAAUGACGGAUCAUUUAGACAGCUUGAAUGUUACCUUACGAGUCUGUAUGAGAUUUGGCAAACCCUUCUCUCCACCCUUUUUGACGAGCUCGUGUUUCCCACAUCGCUGUCAAUUUCUUCUGAGCUACCAGUGCUGCUUCAGCUUUCUCCCUUGCUUCUUCACAUGUUUCCAUACCUGAAUUGCACUUGUCUGCUUCCUUUUGGUACUGUGAUGCUAUCUUCUUAGCCUCGAGUAAUGCCAUGUCGGCCCGUCUCUGACUUUCCAAAGCUUCAGCUUCUCUUAGCUUCAGUUCCUCCGUUAAAAGUUCUGCGGAGUUCUUUUCAGUAUCCUCGGUCACUUCCGGGUCGU
Gossypium arboreum is the source of this 3208-nucleotide messenger RNA. RefSeq names its product condensin complex subunit 2-like. Gene Ontology annotation, biological process: mitotic chromosome condensation. The transcript is spliced from 13 exons. The record is from RefSeq and is a predicted model, not a curated record. Gene Ontology annotation, molecular function: chromatin binding. NCBI's taxonomy places the organism in Eukaryota, Viridiplantae, Streptophyta, Magnoliopsida, Malvales, Malvaceae. The coding region runs from base 154 to 2148 and encodes 664 amino acids. Gene Ontology annotation, cellular component: condensin complex.